This is a messenger RNA of Myxocyprinus asiaticus (Chinese sucker), 4054 nucleotides long. RefSeq names its product phosphatidylinositol transfer protein beta isoform-like. Gene Ontology annotation, molecular function: phosphatidylinositol transfer activity; phosphatidylcholine intramembrane carrier activity; phosphatidylcholine binding. The record is from RefSeq and is a predicted model, not a curated record. The coding region runs from base 2662 to 3201 and encodes 179 amino acids. NCBI's taxonomy places the organism in Eukaryota, Metazoa, Chordata, Actinopteri, Cypriniformes, Catostomidae. Gene Ontology annotation, biological process: phospholipid transport. Gene Ontology annotation, cellular component: cytoplasm. The transcript has 11 exons.
GGACAGUUACAGACAAUUCGACGUAAUGGAAGCAUGUAAAAACUGAACUUUAAAGAUAAACUGAAGUUUGAGACGUGUGUAAAAUGUUUCCGUAGACCUAUCUCGACAUGCAUGUUAAUGUUAGCUAUUUUUGAGUCCCUGAAUGUUUAAUCGUGCAUAGGUUAACGUUAGCGUCAAAAAACCGAGAACCUAAAUACAUAUAAUUUGUGGUUCAGCGAAGCAUUUUAAGUUUUGUCUCAGCUAAUGUUAACACUGUCUGUUAUAACCGAUUCAUUUCAUAUUAUUGGCAUUAACAUGUGGACACCACUUGUUGCCUUUGGCAACUUUUAGCAAGUGUAGGCAGUGUGUGUGUUAUGAUAAUUAUAGAUAUAUAUGUAUAAUUAGUUAUUUAUUUUUUUGCUGAUAGAUGUAAAUGGUGUGUGUUUAACCUGCACAGAAGCAUCAGACAAUACUGAAGAAAGGACAUGAUCCCCUUCUCUCUAUUGAGAGAUGCACAGUGUGCUGCAGAAAAUACCACUGUGCCUACUGUAAAGUGUUGUAUAACCAUUUGAAUGAGGUACAGAAUCAUGUAGUAGAUCAUAUUCGAGUUGCAGUUCAUCACGAAGAUUUUGUCAUCAUAAAUUGCAGUCUAGACUGCAGACAAGCAGCACAUUUUCACUGCUGCUACUGCAUGUCAACAUUAAUCAGAAGGGAUGCUCUGAUUAAACAUAUAACAAGUUGCAAAAAUACAUCAUCCAGACAGCCUCUACCCACAGCGCCAGCAGCAGCACCACCUCCAUCUCCAGCAGCAGCAGCACCACCUCCACCUCCAUCUCCAGCAGCACCACCUCCAUCCCCAGCAGCACCAUAGUCAGUAGAAGGAUUAUGCGUCCAGCAGCAAGUCAGGGUGACUUGCUAACACUGUGGCAUUCAAAUAAAUAAAAGGAAGUUGCUGGUUCACAUUUACAGAAAACACAGGCAAAGGGUAACUGAAAUUUCAGCUAAACGGCACCUGUCAUGCCAAUGCAUUGAUGCCAAAAAUGGCAUCUUUGCUGUUGAUAAAUCAUUCUUCAAGCCUUGCUCUCCUAUUCAUGUUCAGAAAAAACAUAGGGUGCAAGCCAAAAUAUAAUCUGUGAAUUGGAUGAAUGCAAGACAAAUGCUGAAUUUGCAGUCAGGAGUGGAAUUCUUCCUUAUGAGUGCAUGCAUCUAAAGUCUUUGCUCUUCUGCCCUCGAAUGGACACCUCAUACAUCAUUUUGGAGGAGGAGGUGCUGUCAGAAAUGGUUGCUGCGAAGAUAUUUGGGGACGCAAGGAAGUAAAGCUGCUUAAACCGCCAAAAAGCAGCUGCUGAUGAAGGUGUCCCACUUUCUGUUGAGGUGACUGUUGGAGGGCCUCCUUCUAAAAAGUCAUUUUCAAUAUAUGAGCCAAAGAUAUCACACCACAGCAGACUAGGCAGGGUAAUAGCAGCAUAUGAUUCUAAAAAGAAUUCCUGGAACUGCCCAUGUGCCAAAGCAAGACAGUCAUGUCUCCAUAAAACAAUUGCUAAAUGGCAUCUUUUUAAAACUGACCGAUCAUCUGUUCAGGACUAUAGGAAUGUCUUAUCUUUUGCACAAAGGACUCAGCGGUGAUGAAACAGAUUCUGCUCGCCUGUGACUGGGUGGAGGAGAACAGAACCCACUUUGCUGGGAAGUUCACUUACCACAGGUCAUAAGGAUGAACGAGGAUGAUGCCUUGUUGGCCAUAACAGUGCUGGACCUGUUUAUUGACACCAUUUUCUAUGAAGGUGAAAUGGUUGAGGACAAAAUCCAGGCCCCCUUCCUUUUCACCUUUGAGAGCAUAGAGGAUAUGGAGUUUUUCUGCACAACCCUCACCUUUAACAAGCUAACUGAUGGGGUAGAUCUGGCCAGGUGCUGUUGCCAUGUUCAGUAGAAGAGUACCAGGUUGGCCAACUGUACUCGGUUGCAGAGGCCAGUAAGAAUAACACAGGGGGAGGAGAAGGAAUCGAGGUCCUCCGAAAUGAACCUUACGAGAAGGACGGGGAGAAGGGCCAGUACACCCACAAGAUUUACCACAUACACAGCAAAGUUCCUGGUUUUAUUCAGAUGUUUGCACCUGAAGGAGCCCUGGUUUUUCAUGAGAAAGCCUGGAACGCCUAUCCCUACUGUCGCACUAGUUAGUCAACAUUAGUUACUUGUGCGAAUGUGGCUAAUGGGCUUUUUACACUGGUAUCUCAGGGUUAUUUAUAACCCUCGGUUAACAUGUUCCUUGGUUAUCAUGUUCCAAAACACACUGUUCUUACUUUACCCUGGGUUAGUAAUUAAUCCUGGGUAGUCCGUUUUUGUUUUUAGAUUUCACACAUUCACACUGUAUUUGUAAACCCUUGGUUAACAUUUGUAUUUGCAUAUCUAUAACAUUGUUCAGCUAAGAACAGCACACAAGCUUAAAAGCUGUGCUAACAAGCGUGUAACCUCAAAAGUGGUGCUAGACAACUGUGAAAUGUUGCUUAACCCAUGGUUAAAAAUGUUAAGGACAGUGUGAAAAGCCUUUGUGAUUAUGUUUGCAAGGGAUCGAUUCAACCCAUGUGUAUUAAAAUAUGAAUUGUGUAUUGAAGCAGUCCUCUAUAAUGCAAGCAAAAUACCUUUCCUGAUUGCCCAUCUCUUCUUUUCUCUCCUAUACCUAAUUGAAUGUGGAACACCACAGUUGUUACAAAUGAAUACAUGAAAGAUGACUUCUUCAUUAAGAUUGAAACCUGGCAUAAAGCAGACAUGGGAACAACUGAUAAUCCUCAUGGUCUCCCGCCUGAGGAGUGGGAGGAGACAGAGAUGGUACCAAUCGAUAUAGCAGAUCGUUCUCAGGUGGAUGAUGUGGACUACAAACCGGAAGAGGACCCUGCCAUCUUCCAUUCAGAGAAAACUGGGAGAGGACCUCUGGGGCCUGAAUGGAAGAAAGAGCUUCAUAAUGGUAACUGUCCCUACAUGACGGCGUAUAAGUUGGUGACGGUUCAUUUUCGCUGGUGGGGUCUGCAGGGACGUGUGGAAAACUUUAUUCAUAAGCAGGAGAAAAGGCUCUUCACUAAUUUCCACCGGCAGCUCUUUUGUUGGCUGGACCGCUGGGUGGACCUCACUAUGGAUGACAUCCGCAGAAUGGAGGAGGAGACGCAGAGAGAGCUGGACCAGAUGCGCAGCCAAGGUUCUGUGAGAGGGAUGAAAGCAGGAGAGGACUAGAAAGAGAUAAAAGAAUGAAAGAAACAAAAAAGGGGCUACUUUUUAUUUUACUCCAGUCCUCAUGGCCAAUCACAACGUGCCACAUCACCAAGCCCUUCCAAACAGGAAACUGUCAUCCCUUACCCAGGACAUGUCCAGUAUCAUAAGUGUGAAUGUUUGUGCGAAUGUGUACAGUAUGCAUGUGUAUCUGUGGUUGUGCAGUUUGACUUUAAACCUCAUCAUUUGCUGACAAAUUCUUUGGGACUCACUUAAGACACUUCAAGUGAUAACAGCAUUUCUUUUUAUAAUGAAGUAUUAUAACUGUUUAAUGGGUUUUUUUGGUUCAUUUUGCAACCAUCAGCUUUUUACUGAGUGCGCCAGUGGAGGAAUGAAUCCCAGGCCUCUGAGGAAUCAUUUCACAACAUGUGUUUUGACCAUAAAUAAAUGACUAAGUAAUUUACUUCUUAAUUCUGUUAAAUUUGUCUUGUUGUUUGGGAAAUCUUGGUGGGAACGUGCCUCAAGAGGUAGAGUCAUGUCAGAAAAUGGGAAAAAAUCGAUUAAAGGAAAAACAGAGAGCUUGUUAUACUUGUAAGAAGCUCGAAAGCAUAACGGUUAUUCAGGUUUAGUUAUGGUGGGUUUUUUGGUUUGGUUCUGCACUGAUUGCAGUGUGGAUGUCAUUGUUAGUUGAGAGCUGUGAGUGGAUAAUGAUUCAUUUUUAAACUUGAGAGUGUAAGAGCCUUGAAACCACUCCCACCUUUGACUGACAUGCCACAGGCCACGCCUCUCCAUUCGGAUGGGGACGGUCUGAAUUUUUUGAAAAUGAAGUUCAAUUUACAAUACUGUAACAACAAAUAAAAGAAAACAUUGACUACCA